Messenger RNA from Triticum aestivum (bread wheat), 2192 nucleotides. RefSeq names its product asparagine synthetase [glutamine-hydrolyzing] 1. The coding region runs from base 133 to 1908 and encodes 591 amino acids. The record is from RefSeq and is a predicted model, not a curated record. Gene Ontology annotation, cellular component: cytosol. The transcript is spliced from 12 exons. NCBI's taxonomy places the organism in Eukaryota, Viridiplantae, Streptophyta, Magnoliopsida, Poales, Poaceae. Gene Ontology annotation, molecular function: asparagine synthase (glutamine-hydrolyzing) activity.
CGGCUAUAAAUACGGCGCGCGCAUCCGCUAAUUCCCGCAUCACCUCUCAACACGAGCAUCAUUCACUCUCUCCUUCGUCUUCAGCCUCAUCCACCCCCGAAACCCGCGUCGUCCGUCGCCGCGUCCACCACCAUGUGUGGGAUUUUGGCCGUCCUCGGCUGCGCCGACUGGUCGCAGGCCAAGAGGGCUCGCGUCCUCUCCUGCUCCCGCAGGCUGAAGCACCGGGGGCCGGACUGGUCCGGGCUGUUCCAGUGCGAGGGCAACUUCCUGGCGCAGCAGCGGCUCUCCGUCGUCUCCCCGCUCUCCGGCGACCAGCCCCUCUACAACGAGGACCGGACCGUCGUCGUCGUGGCCAAUGGAGAGAUCUACAACCACAAGAAGAUCCGGAAGCAGUUCGCCGCCAAGCACACCUUCACCACCGGCAGCGACUGCGAGGUCAUCAUCCCUCUGUAUGAGGAGUACGGCGAGAACUUCGUCAACAUGCUGGACGGCGUCUUCUCCUUCGUACUGUACGACACCCGCAACAAGACGUACAUGGCCGCCCGCGACGCCGUCGGCGUCAACCCCCUCUACUUCGGCCGGGGCAGCGACGGCUCCGUCUGGAUUGCGUCUGAGAUGAAGGCGCUCCACGAGGACUGCCCAAAGUUCGAGCUCUUCCCUCCGGGGAGCCUCUACUCGAGCGCCGCCGGCGGGUUCCGGCGGUGGUACAACCCGCAGUGGUUCGACGAGCACGUCCCGGCGACGGCAUACCAGCCCCUCGUCCUCAGGGAGGCAUUCGAGAAGGCCGUCAUCAAGAGGCUCAUGACUGACGUGCCCUUCGGCGUUCUCCUCUCCGGCGGCCUCGACUCCUCCCUCGUCGCCUCAGUCACCAAGCGCCAUCUCAUCGAGACCGAAGCCGCCAAGAAGUUUGGAACUGAGCUCCACUCCUUUGUCGUCGGCCUAGAGGGCUCGCCUGAUCUCAAGGCCGCGAGAGAGGUGGCUGACUAUCUUGGAACCAUCCAUCACGAGUUCCACUUCACCGUCCAGGAUGGCAUCGACGCCAUCGAGGAGGUGAUCUACCACAACGAGACGUACGACGUGACGACCAUACGCGCGAGCACGCCGAUGUUCCUGAUGGCGCGCAAGAUCAAGGCGCUCGGGGUUAAGAUGGUGCUGUCUGGGGAAGGCUCCGACGAGCUCCUUGGCGGCUACCUCUACUUCCACUUCGCACCCAACAAGGAGGAGUUCCACAAGGAGACAUGCCGCAAGGUGAAGGCGCUCCAUCAGUAUGACUGCCUGCGCGCCAACAAGGCGACGUCCGCUUGGGGGCUGGAAGUCCGCGUGCCGUUCCUCGACAAGGAGUUCAUCGACGUCGCCAUGAGCAUGGACCCCGAGUGGAAGCUGUACGACGCCGAUCUGGGCCGCAUCGAGAAGUGGGUGCUGAGGAAGGCGUUCGAUGACGAGAAGGAGCCAAGGCAUAUCUUGUACAGGCAGAAAGAGCAAUUCAGCGACGGCGUCGGCUACAACUGGAUCGACGGCCUCAAGGCUUUUACUGAGCAGCAGGUGACUGACGAGAUGAUGAAGGGCGCCGCAGAGGAGUACCCCUACAACACGCCCGUCAACAAGGAAGCAUACUACUACCGGAUGAUCUUCGAGAGGCUCUACCCUCAGGAGUCGGCGAGGGAGACGGUGCCGUGGGGUCCGAGCAUCGCGUGCAGCACGCCGGCGGCCAUCGAGUGGGUGGCGCAGUGGAAGGCCUCCAACGACCCCUCCGGCCGGCUCAUCGCCUCCCACAACGAUGCCGCCCCCGCUCACGCCCACGCCAACGGCAACGGCAACGGGGCGGUGGCCAACGGGAAGGCCAACGGGAACGGCACGGCCAACGGGAACGCCAACGCCAACGCCAACGGGACUCUGGUCCCGUGCUAGCCGUCGCUAGCUGGUUCGUAGGAGCGUGCUGUGCGUGCGCGCGUGUCCUGGGACUGAUGGAUGGCCCAUAUGCCAUUGGCGCCGCGGCCGGUGCUGUUGUUGUGUACUCCUGCCUGUUGUACGUUUCUUCAGUGUUGUUGUGUGUGCGUGUGCGUGGGAUGGAGCUCGCGGUCCGAGCAUGUGGCGGGGGCGAUGGGUCGCCUGUACAACAAGAUCGUGAAUCAAGUGAACUAGUAUGGUGUACUAUUGAAAUAUUGAAUCGAUCCGCCUUAUGUUUCCUCAAA